Molecule: messenger RNA, 2701 nt
Organism: Bombina bombina (fire-bellied toad)
Lineage: Eukaryota; Metazoa; Chordata; Amphibia; Anura; Bombinatoridae
Source: RefSeq, a predicted model, not a curated record
ACAGAAUGAAAGUGAAAGUACAUUUAGUUCUGUUGCAGCAGAAGAUUUGGGAAAAUGAAGCUCGGACUGUUUUUUAUUUUCUUCUUGCAUCAAACAAGUGCAGUUCUGGAGUUGACCGAUCAUUCAAAUGCAAUACUGGGAGCCAAUGCCCUCAUCCCUUGCACAUUCAAUGUGGGCAACCUCCCUAUAAAAACUGAAUUUUUGGCAAUAAUUUGGUACUUUCAAGGAAAGGAGAUUUUGAACUAUGAUGAUAUUGUUAAAACAUCACAUCCUAGGGUGUCUCUAAACAUAAAUAAGUUAACAGAUGGAAUUGCGUCGUUGUUGCUUUCCAAUGUAACAAUAUCUGACAGUGGAAUCUACAAAUGUUCAGUGAUUUAUAGUCCAGAAAAAAAGGAGACGGAAGUCAUGUUUGAUGUUCACGCUAUCCCAAAGAUCAUAAUAACAAAUAAUGUUGUUAUACAGAAUAAGGAGAGCUUUCUCAACAGCACAAUCACUGGAUUCUACCCCAUUGACAUUGACAUUAAGUGGCUCAGAGACAAAGAGGUCCUGGAAUCUGUUACUCAUUACACACCUCAGAGACAUUAUGAUGGAACAUACUCAGUGAAAAGUUCUGUCAUUAUAACACCCACCAAAGAAAAUGAAAAACAGACCUACUCAAUCAGGGUCCUGCACACAUCUCUUCAUGACUCUAUCCAGAAAGAUUUCCAGCUUGUCUAUGGAGAUCCACCAAGGGUGAGAAUUUCUUAUGAGGUAAUCAAUGGGAAUACGGACUAUAUAUUACGCUGUUUAGCGACUGGAUUCUAUCCAGCUGCAAUUAAUAUUACUUGGAUUAGAGAUGGAGAAGUCCUUCAGAAGUCACUUUUGGGUAAACUAGGACAGAAUCAAAAUGGUACGUACAAUGUGGAAAGCUCAGUGACCAUGACAAAAUGCCCUAAGGAACAGAUAUUGUCCUGCAGAGUCCAACACGCAUCCCUUAAAAAGCCUCUUCAAGAAAACUUCAUACUGAUGAAAAGAGAUGAAGAUGAUAAACCUAUUGCUGUUAUCGUGGUGUGCUGCGUCCUUGGAGCUGUGGUUCUCGCUGGAGUUGUUGUAUUAUGGAUUAAACAUUGUCAGAAAAAAGCAUUACAAAGGUUCACUUUGAGUGACAUUAAUGGACCUCAGAAGCUGAUUGAUGGAGAAGAGGUGACUCUAUGCUGUACUUGUACUGGUUGCACUGGGGACAUGCAUGUGAUGUGGUUAGAGGACAGAAUUGACCAUGUCUGUGAGAUCGCGCACACGCAGUCACAAGAUAAAGAAGAAUCAGAGAAUUUGCUGGGAAGCCCUUAUCUGGUCACAUCAAACCAUGAAGAACCUAAUAACCUCUCAUCAUCACUAAGGUUUAUACCGUCUAUAGAAAAACACAGACACGUGACUUUUAUUUGUAGGUUUAUAUGUGGUGGCAAAGUCAAAGAGAAGCAGUUUGUUUGUAAUACUAUUUAUGCAAAACCUCAGAUGCUAGAACCAGUAAAAUCAUCUCUUUGUCCUUCUGGGGAGAUUCUCUAUUCCUUGAACCUACAGAGGUUUUAUCCCAAAAAUAUAAACAUCAGCUGGAUACGUAGAGCGGGAGAUUUUAAUAAAACAAUAUCAGCCAAAAAAACAUUUGAAGAAAACCCUAAUGGAACAUUUAAUGUUUGUUCUGAAGUCAAAAUUUCAGAGGACCACAUGAAAGAUCCAUCAUUUUCUGUGCAGGCAACCUGGGAACAUGAGUCCUUGGAUACAGCUGGAAGCGAAACACUAGCUAUAAAAGAUUUCAUUUGGAAACCAAAGGUGGAAGAAAUACGGACACCUCUAAUGCUCCAUGAGACACCGGUCACCCUGCAAUGUAAAAUCUCACGGUAUUUCCCAGAUGCACUGACUGUGAUAUGGCUGAAAAGAGAAGAAGGAAGCCAGGAAUUAACUGAAGUGACCAGACCUGAUAUUAAGUCACACAGAGAUCAGGAUAAAACCUACAGCUGCACAGCCAGCCUGACUGUGACCCCAACACUAAGUACAGACCAAGGGGCAGAAUAUAUCUGCAGGGUGCAACAUCCUACACUGGUGCAGCCAAUAGAGAGAAGCACAGGGAAACUUACUGUAAUGGCAAAACCUCAGAUUUUAGAGCCUGUAAAACCCAUUAUCUCUGCCUCUGGGGAGAUUCUAUAUCGCUUGAAGCUACAGAGGUUUUAUCCCAAAGCUAUAAACAUCAGCUGGACAAGUGGAGUUGGAGAUUCACAUAAAACAAAAUCAUCUGAAAUAUUUGAUGAAAACCCUGAUACAACGUUUAAUGUUUGUUCUGAAGUCAGAAUUCCAGGAGAUCACUUCAGAGAUAAAUCAUUUUCUGUGCUUGUGACUUGUAAACAUAAAUCCAUGGAUAAACCUGAGACCACAAAACUAAGUAUAAAAGAUUCAGAUUUCAUUUGGAAACCAAAGGUGGAAGAAAUACAGACACCUCUAAUGCUCCAUAAGACACCGGUCACCCUGCAAUGUAAAAUCUCUCGGUAUUUCCCAGAUGCACUGACUGUGAGAUGGCUGAGAAGAGAAGAAGGAAGCCAGGAAUUAACUGAAGUUACUGACAGACCUGAUAUAAAGUCACACAGAGAUCAGGAUAACACCUACAGCUGCACAACCAGCCUGACUGUCACCCCAACACUAAGUACAGACCAAGGGGCAGAAUAUAUCUGCA